AUGACGGCAACCUCUACUCCACGAUAUCCUCUAAUCUGUGCUGAAGUACAAGAUCCAAGGACACCUCCACUGCCUGCAAAAUCUGACCCGCCAUCAACGAAUGGCGACCUCAAUAAUACAGCGUCCAUGCGCGUGGUCCUCAAACCAGAACGUCGUGCUGAUUUUGCAUAUCGAUCACUUGCUAUACCGGCAUCUGUGGAUGAUCCUUCGAUCCGCUCGAGAUAUCGACCGUUCCUACUCCCCGAAGAUAUCCAACAGCAGGACUGGGUCAGCAGGCUGGAGCUUGCCACUGCGACCGAAUUGGCGUACAACGACUUAAGACUAACCGGUGAGAGGAUCAAGGUUUUGGUAUUAUACGGGAGUCUUCGUCAAAGGUCUUACUCGAAACUACUUGCCUUUGAAGUCUCCCGUAUCCUCUGGCGGCUCGGCUGCGAUGUACGGAUCUAUAAUCCGCAAGGUCUGCCUGUCAAAGACGAUGAACAACAUAAUCAUCCGAAGGUACAAGAAUUGCGGGAGCUCAGUCGCUGGAGCGAUGGGCAUUUCUGGGUGUCACCGGAGCAGCACGGUAAUCUCACCGCUGUCUUCAAAAACCAAAUCGACUGGAUCCCUCUCAGUACUGGAUCAGUGCGACCCACACAGGGACGCACCUUGGGAUUGGCAAUGGUCUCCGGCGGUUCCCAGUCUUUUAACACCGUCAACAGCCUUCGUGUCCUGGGCAGAUGGAUGCGGAUGUUCACCAUCCCCAACCAGUCGUCGGUUCCGCAGGCCUACACCUUGUUUACAGACAAGGAUGCGGAUGAGGGCGGGUCGAGGCUGAUGCCAGGAGGCAAUCGGGAUCGACUGGUGGAUUGCGCCGAGGAAUUUGUGAAAUAUACCGUCAUCAUGCGGCCACACUUUGCCUUGUUUAGUGACCGUUUUAGCGAACGAGAGCCGCUGGUCAGGAACUGA
Cladophialophora psammophila CBS 110553 is the source of this 948-nucleotide messenger RNA. RefSeq lists its product as uncharacterized. Gene Ontology annotation, molecular function: oxidoreductase activity. The transcript is spliced from 2 exons. The coding region runs from base 1 to 948 and encodes 315 amino acids. The record is from RefSeq and is a predicted model, not a curated record. NCBI's taxonomy places the organism in Eukaryota, Fungi, Ascomycota, Eurotiomycetes, Chaetothyriales, Herpotrichiellaceae.